AUUUUUUCUUCUCACGUUCGUUUUCCAGCCCUAUCUAUCUAUCUUCUCUUACUUCGCUUAUCAGUUCAUCCCCUUCUUUCCUUUCCCAGGCUAUAUACACCCUCUCCCCUCCUUUUCUCUCGCCGCCGGCUUGUCCUCUAUACUCAUUAAGCUUUAGCUGCUGCUGCUCCAGUUCAGCUCUUGAACUACUUUGGGUUUUAGGGAGGGUUUUGGCUAGUUCUUCUUUCAAUUCGGCGGCUGUUGGACCUGUUUGAGCCGUGUUUUGUAUCUGGAUCUGAAUCUCUUGGGAGCCAGGCUGCAAAUGGACACGAGGAAGAGAAGGCCUGACGGGGCAGCAAACAGCUUCAAUGGCGGAUUCAAGAAAUCUAGACAAGAAAUGGACUCGUUAUCAACUGGUGUAGGAAGCAAAUCGAAGCCAUGCACCAAGUUUUUCAGAGUACUGCUGGCUGUCCAUUCGGCGAGGGUUGCCACUUCCUGCACUAUGUACCGGGUGGGUACAAUGCAGUGGCCCAACACAUGAACAAAUCCAGCACACCCAUGCCAAAGAACAACAUGCCCCCACCUCAACCAGUCUCCAAUGGCUCUAAUAAUGCACCCUCAAUCAAAAACCGGAUGUGCAACAAGUACAACACCGCUGAAGGAUGUAAGUAUGGUGACAAGUGCCAUUUUGCACAUGGUGAGUGGGAGCUUGGGAGGCCAAUUGCUCCGUCUCACGAUGACCAUCACCGUAUGUCUGGCCCACCUCCUCCUGGUACCCGAAUGAUGAACCGGAUGGAGCCGCCCCCACCAGGCCCACUAGUGGGCUUUGGCGAUACAGCUACUGCAAAGAUCAGCGUCAAUGCGUCACUUGCGGGGGCCAUAAUUGGAAAAGGAGGCGUGAACUCGAAGCAGAUAAGCAGGCAGACAGGAGCCAAGCUGUCGAUCAGGGAGCAUGAGACGGAUGCUAAUCUUAGGAACAUCGAGUUGGAGGGGACGUUUGACCAGAUUGGUCAAGCCAGCGCGAUGGUGAAAGAGCUGAUUGCAAAUGUAGGUCCAGCUGGUGGCUAUGGCCAUGGCCACAGCUACAGCAAGCCAUCAGGUGGGUUCUCGGGGGAGAAGCAUCAUCCAGGAAGCAACUAUAAGACAAAGAUAUGCGACAAUUUUAACAAAGGGGCUUGUAGCUUCGGUCAGAGGUGUAAUUUUGCUCACGGGGCAGCUGAACUGCGCAAGACAGGGGUAUGAUUGUUGUGGUGUUGAGUCUUUUGCGUAGCUUGGUAGAUCGGAUGAACGGGCAGUGUGCAGUCGUUGUACUAGUGAGGGUUUGGAUUAUGUUUGUCUGUUCUGAUACCAGCAGAUUGUAGCUUCUUCGCUGUUUCAUUGGUUUGAGUUAGUCUUGUAUUUACCUAGAAGGUCCAGCUUGAUGGUCACCCAGACAUUCUGAAGCUCAACUUGGAUGGGGUGUGAAAUAUUAUGUUGGCUGCUAGCUAGAUCGAUGCUACAAGUGACGACAUGACAUGUUUCUGGAGCACUAUCUUCUAAACUUGGUGGGCUUACUCGCUUACGGACCACAUUGGCAAAAACCGAAACCAUUUCAUCAUGUGGUUGGCUACAUAUCGGACAUGCAAUUGUUGACGGAAUCUCAACUUAUUAUAGGAACAUAGCUUGCGGCCCACGGGAAAGGCUUGGAGAUUCUCGUAGCAAUAAGAGAUUCACCUUUGACGUAAAAGAAACACAAUUCAAUUUCCGUAACUUCUGUUCUAAGUUGCAU
Linum tenue is the source of this 1747-nucleotide messenger RNA. NCBI's taxonomy places the organism in Eukaryota, Viridiplantae, Streptophyta, Magnoliopsida, Malpighiales, Linaceae. The record is from the annotation of a GenBank genome assembly.